AUGACUUCACAUAUCACUGAUGGCUUUGCUGAAAACAACAGUGAUACAUGGCCUUUAUUUGACAUAGAACUUACAGCAAGGAGCUGGCGGGUACCAACGCCAUACACACUCCCCAACCUCAUACUUCAGGUAUCAUCGCCAUACACACUCCCCAACCUCAUACUUCAGGUAUCAUCGCCAUACACACUCCCCAACAUCAUACUUCAGGUAUCAACGCCAUACACACUCCCCAACCUCAUACUUCAGGUAUCAACGCCAUACACACUCCCCAACCUCAUACUUCAGGUAUCAACGCCAUACACACUCCCCAACCUCAUACUUCAGGUACCAACGCCAUACACACUCCCCUACCUUAAACUUCAGGUACCAACGCCAUACACACUCCCCAACCUCCUCAUACUUCAGGUAUCAUCGCCAUACACACUCCCCAACAUCAUACUUCAGGUAUCAACGCCAUACACACUCCCCAACCUCAUACUUCAGGUAUCAACGCCAUACACACUCCCCAACCUCAUACUUCAGGUAUCAUCGCCAUACACACUCCCCAACCUCAUACUUCAGGUAUCAUCGCCAUACACACUCCCCAACAUCAUACUUCAGGUAUCAACGCCAUACACACUCCCCAACCUCAUACUUCAGGUAUCAACGCCAUACACACUCCCCAACCUCAUACUUCAGGUAUCAUCGCCAUACACACUCCCCAACAUCAUACUUCAGGUAUCAACGCCAUACACACUCCCCAACCUCAUACUUCAGGUAUCAACGCCAUACACACUCCCCAACCUCAUACUUCAGGUAUCAUCGCCAUACACACUCCCCAACAUCAUACUUCAGGUAUCAACGCCAUACACACUCCCCAACCUCAUACUUCAGGUAUCAACGCCAUACACACUCCCCAACCUCAUACUUCAGGUACCAACGCCAUACACACUCCCCUACCUUAAACUUCAGGUACCAACGCCAUACACACUCCCCAACCUCCUCAUACUUCAGGUAUCAUCGCCAUACACACUCCCCAACAUCAUACUUCAGGUAUCAACGCCAUACACACUCCCCAACCUCAUACUUCAGGUAUCAACGCCAUACACACUCCCCAACCUCAUACUUCAGGUACCAACGCCAUACACACUCCCCUACCUUAAACUUCAGGUACCAACGCCAUACACACUCCCCAACCUCCUCAUACUUCAGGUAUCAUCGCCAUACACACUCCCCAACAUCAUACUUCAGGUAUCAACGCCAUACACACUCCCCAACCUCAUACUUCAGGUAUCAACGCCAUACACACUCCCCAACCUCAUACUUCAGGUACCAACGCCAUACACACUCCCCUACCUUAAACUUCAGGUACCAACGCCAUACACACUCCCCAACCUCCUCAUACUUCAGGUAUCAUCGCCAUACACACUCCCCAACCUCAUACUUAAGGUACCAACACCAUACACACUCCCCAACCUCAUACUUCAGGUACCAACGCCAUACACACUCCCCAACCUCAUACUUCAGGUACCAACGCCAUACACACUCCCCAACCUUAAACUUCAGGUACCAACGCCAUACACACUCCCCAACCUCAUACUUCAGGUACCAACACAAUACACACUCCCCAACCUCAUACUUUAG
Mizuhopecten yessoensis (Yesso scallop) is the source of this 1623-nucleotide messenger RNA. RefSeq lists its product as uncharacterized. The transcript is spliced from 3 exons. Lineage: Eukaryota; Metazoa; Mollusca; Bivalvia; Pectinida; Pectinidae. The record is from RefSeq and is a predicted model, not a curated record. Bases 1 to 1623 code for a protein of 540 amino acids.